Molecule: messenger RNA, 641 nt
Organism: Pteropus alecto (black flying fox)
Lineage: Eukaryota; Metazoa; Chordata; Mammalia; Chiroptera; Pteropodidae
Gene: SMIM8
Product: small integral membrane protein 8
Exons: 3
Coding region: 106-399 (97 amino acids)
Source: RefSeq, a predicted model, not a curated record
CCCGCGAGUCGGGCCGCUCUCUCCCGCAGUCGGAGACGAGGCGGAGCGUCCGGGGCGAGGGGACAAGGCGACCCGACGGCAGGUAAUAAGUCAUUAUUAAUCAAGAUGUCUUCAGCACCUGAGCCUCAAGCUUUUAAGAAGGAACCACCCAAAGAGAAAGACUUUGGAAACCCAGGGCUCAGAGGAGUCCGCACAACAACCUUAUUUCGAGCUGUGAAUCCAGAACUCUUCAUUAAACCUAACAAACCUGUAAUGGCUUUUGGAUUGAUAAGCCUUUCACUUUGCGUGGCUUAUAUUGGUUAUCUACAUGCAACACAAGAGAAUAAAAAGGACCUUUAUGAAGCUAUCGAUAGUGAGGGACACAGUUAUAUGAGGAGGAAGACAUCUAAAUGGGAUUAAUAGUGCUGGUUACCACGGAUGGAGCUAUAUCAAGGGCUCCGAAAGCGCCAAAUGAUAGACUUUAUGAAUGCACAAUAUCAUGUUUCUUGUUUUAGAAUAUGGUAGUAAGGAAAGAAGAUAGCAGUUAUAACCAUACCAGUAUAGUAGAUUUUGUCCUUUCAAAGCUGCAGCCAUUAUCUCAUUCUUUUUCCACAGAAAACUUCUCAAUAAACUUAUUAAAUCCUCUUAUAAAAGUACCAUGA